Mytilinidion resinicola is the source of this 3222-nucleotide messenger RNA. Its product is annotated as HET-domain-containing protein. NCBI's taxonomy places the organism in Eukaryota, Fungi, Ascomycota, Dothideomycetes, Mytilinidiales, Mytilinidiaceae. The transcript has 3 exons. The record is from RefSeq and is a predicted model, not a curated record. Bases 1 to 3084 code for a protein of 1027 amino acids.
AUGGAGGCUUGCGCGAAUCACUCGUUCUAUACUGUCGAAGUGGACGAGUCAGAUCAAUCACCUAUCGAAGGUAUCGACGAUGAGAAGGAGGUCGACGUAUGGCUUCUCGAGCUCAUAAAGAGGAAAACCUCGCAGGCGUCAGCGACUGCAUACACAGAACAGUCGGAGCGCCGGGGGAAGGUCGAAGAGCUCGAAGAAUUCGUACCCUCUGACACCUUUUACGAAAGCGAUUCUAUCGCCAAGCAGAUUGCUAAAGUGAAGGAUAGGGUGGUAGCUGAACAAGCGCUUCAGUGGCGCAAGAGGUGGAUUAGUUCCCGAACACCGCAAUUACUCAGCCGGUUCUUCACACCUAGAGGGUUUACAAAGCUUGAAUUGCCACAGUGGACGCAGACGCCUCCGAGCCGAGAGCGACAUUCUAUCACUUGCGAAAGCAACGUGCAAGAGCUUGAGCGAAAGAGGACGGUUGCGAACAUAUACAAAAAUUUGCGCCUUCGCGAACCUGGAAAUAGCAUACGGCUUUUAGCACUCUUGCCCGGCGAGGGCCCAACAUUGGCAGCUACAAUCUAUUGUGAGGACCUGUCAUCCAGUCCUAACUAUGAAGCCUUGUCAUACGUAUGGGGAGAAAUGAAAGCCGGAUAUAUCAUCGAAGUCGAGGGCACAAAGAUUGAGAUCACACCAAAUCUAUAUCAUGCAUUUCAAGGUCUACGCUUGAAACAAAGCCCUCGCGUCUUAUGGAUUGAUUCCUUGUGUAUUAAUCAAAACGACAAUCAAGAAAAAGCAAGCCAAAUCGGCAUGAUGCUCGAAAUAUACAGGUCCGCCCAGACUACUGUUGUGUAUCUCGGCGAGCCAUACGUAGGAGCAUCAGCCCUUUUCUCCUUCCUAAACCGAGAUUAUCACGAAGAGGAGUCGUUUGAACAGAUCCUUCAAGAAGUAGGCUUCGAUGAGAGGGAACUACUCAAGGCCUACGUCCACUUCUGUUUCCUACCCUGGUGGAACCGGGUUUGGGUUCAGCAAGAGUACACUCUUUCACGUACCGAUCCGUUAUUCCAUCUUGGACGCAGCUCUACUCGUGCAUCCGCUCUGCUAAGGGACAUAAGACUGCUCCAGAAUAAGGUUGCGCUCCGUCUUAUCCCGUUUGCUUCGGAGUUUAUUCUUGAGAGCGACGUUCAAGAGUCAUGGCAGGCCGUUAUGAGGCAAAUACUCCAUGUCAACAGCGUUUUGACACUCCGUUUAGUUCAAGCUGAUGUAGAGUUUGCUUUCUGGAUACCAAGAAGCAUUCUGCGAAAAGUAAAUUUGAGAUGCACAAAUCCUCGAGACAAGAUAUAUGGGAUGCGUUCUUUCUUAGACCCAGUUUCGCAGCCCGGUUUCGCGCCCAAAUAUUCGGAGCCCAUCGAAGCAACUUUCCAGAAACUGGCUCUCUGGGUUUUAGUCCUCAAUGGUUGGCAGCAAGUCUUUUGGUGGUAUCCUUACAAACUCUCCGCAAAAACCCCUUCCUGGGUCCCGGAUUUCACAAAGCCAGUACCGGAGUCUGCGAUGUUGGAGUACAGCUUGCUUGAUUUUGGCAAGGUAAAGAAAAGCUCAUCUUGUCCACUCGCCAUUCGGGACGGCGUGUCGGCACUGGAGGGAUACCUGCUGGAUUCAGUAAAGCAUGAAUACGCCAUCAACCAGCGUGAUUGGCCUAACACUGUCCGGGAGCUCUGGUUCCUCGAGAACAUAUUUGCCGCCAUUCCAACUCCAGAAGUGCUCAGAAACUCGCCUCCGGUGUUCACAGCUCUGCCAACGUUGCAUACAAAACAGCUCAUACGGAAGUGGAGUUCUCCUAUCCCCAAAAGAGACAUGGAAAGCAUUUGUUUCGAAUUACCACCAUUCAAUACAUUCGAGAACGAUGACAUCAUAGACACAGUUUACGACCCACUUGUCAAUGAAAUAAUGGACGGCUAUAGAACUCACAUUGCCGCUUUCGAGAACUUAGGCGAGCAACGGCGAGGACAAUCACCUGUGUCUGAAAUAGAGACCAACAUGCAAAGGCUCAAGCACAUGAACAUCGCUCGCGCUUAUUUGGACAUAUAUUACCGACUCUCAACACUAAAACGCUUCUUGAUGAAAGCCAAUACCUCCUGCACAGAUCUAUUCGGCGCAGCGUUGUUCGACCACCCAAAUCUCUUAGAUCAGAUCCAAUAUUUGAGAAAACCGAGUCAACCUCGCCAAUUCAGUACAUCUCAACUAACCGUUGUCUGCACCAGGUUGCGCGGUCUUGCAACUCCCUUCAAUAGCGGAAGCUCUGAAGAGUGGAUUCCCAACAACGAGUCUGGCAUUGCUGCGAAAGUGCAACCUUGUUAUAAACUUCUGCAACAGCAGAUCACAGCAUGCGAACAUGAGGAGGAAGUUAUUCUAAGGGUGAGAUUCGUUUUGAACGUCGUCAAUGCUACCAGAUCCUUCCCGGACUCCACUAGAAACAAGUCUAGCAGAACCCAUGACUCCUACGUACACAAACGAGACAAAAGGGCCACGAAUUGGGAGACGUUUAUUUCCACAAUCGUGGAAAAUCGCAAUAGAUGGCUGGAGCUACAGAGGGGAGUAGUCGAGGAGGCGCAGAAGGCCUUUGAACAACUUUCCAAUCAUGUCCCAGCGGCCGACGAAAUCUCUGCCAUGAUUUCAGAUUUCAAGGCAGCAUCGGAACAAUCCCAGAUAACAUCGGACCAGCUCAAGGCAACGACGGAGUGGGCGGCUUCCAGCUGGGAGGAGGCCAAACCAAAGCUGCUGGAGAAUACCAUGUUCCUUCAUAACGAAAAAACAUUUGAUCGUGAGUCUUACGAGCACACCACAUGGCUCUCGGGCCGAACCUUUUUCGAUACUCACCACGGGCUCGUGGGUAUGGGUUGCCAGGGAAUCACAGACAUCCGAGUAGGAGACAAGGUGAUUGUCUUGAAGAAUACUGAGUUUCCCAUGAUCAUUCGAGAGACUGAGGAUAAACAGUAUCACAGGAUAGUGGGGUAUGCGCUUGUUCGUGGGUUCAAUUAUGAGAAUUUUGAGAAGUUGGAGAGGUAUCAGAAACCUCCGAGAGAGGUGUUCUACUUCCGCUGAUGUUAUAGUUGAAGUGGACGGUGAAGACUGAGAGGAAGGGAACUUGUGAUGCUCAGGAGAAGGUUCAUACUAGCUCCAUGCCACAUCAACACCAUGUUAUUGCUCCAGAUAAUCCAACCUUGUGACAGUUGUCACGAC